AUGAAUGUCGAAUUAUCUAUUCAGCGCGAGAUGGAGCAAAGACGCCAAGCCGUCGCCCAACGAAUGAAGGAAGAAGAAGAUAUGGAAGCUGGAGUCGAAGCUAGACGCAUUGAAAUAUUACGUGAAGAGAAAUUGAGACAGUCGAUUCGUAUCCAGAGUGAAGAAUUACGGACACUGGAAACGAAACUACGUGCUGGAUACAUGAACAAGGAACGAGCUGCUCAAAUCGCUGAAAAGAGACUCAAAGUCCAGCAAGCUCGAGUCGACGAAGCACAAUGGACACGCGUUGGAAACAAGCGUCAGCAAGAGCUCGAAGUAGCUCAAAAGCUCAAAGAGAAAGCCAAUGUAGAACGCCGUGAAAAGUACAAGACAGAGUUAGAGGAUCAACUGGCGUAUGCCCAAGUCGUGAAACAACGGGAAUUGGAAACAUUUUUGAGAGACAAGCAACAGAUUGAUGAGAUUGUGAAUCGGAUUGCUGCUGAGGAUGCCAGGCAACAACAAAUCAAAAUGGAAAAACAACGAGAAACCAAAGAAUACAUUGCCAAAUUCAUGGUUGAACGUCAAGAAUGGCAGACGGCUGAACAAGCUCGUCAAGAAGAAGAAAACAAGAGAAUAGAACAGUUUGCUGUCAUGCAAGAUCAACGAGUGCAGGAGAAGGUGGAAAAGAAGAAGGAAGAGGAGCAAGCGCGAGAUAAGAUCUAUAACAAGUUGGCAUCCUCGAUGGCCACUCAAGAGCUACUUAGAACAGAGCUUGAAGAACUUCGAAUUGACUUGUCACAGGCGGAGGGUGAUGAGAGAGCCAGGAGACAAGAAGAGGCUCUACUACAAGCUCGUAUUCAAAGGAGGUUGGAAUUACUGGACGCAUACCGUCAAAGUAUUACAGCAAAGGCUGAGAAGAGAAAGCUUGACAGACAAGAUGAGGAUCGUCUUCGUGAUAUGAUGAUGAAGGAACGAUACGAUCAAGAAAAGCUAGAUCAAAUGAGUCAAGCCAAACGAAGAAUGAAACAAUUGGAACAUGCUCGUGCCAUACAAACCUUGUUGGAAGAACGACGACAACGGCUUGCUGUUGAAGAGCAAGAAGAAAAGGCACAGGGUGAAUUGGAUGCUAAAUUCGAAAAGUACAGACAGGAAGUUAUCGAGAGCGAACGCCAAAGAUUGCUACGCGAGCACGCCAAGAAUUUGGUCGGCUUUUUACCAAAGGGUAUUCUGCGAGACAGAGACGAUCUCAAGUAUUUGGGAGAAGCUGGGUUACCGCAACAGAUAUCAUACGAUGACGAAGAAGACUAUUAA
This is a messenger RNA of Synchytrium microbalum, 1290 nucleotides long. RefSeq lists its product as uncharacterized. The record is from RefSeq and is a predicted model, not a curated record. The transcript has 9 exons. NCBI's taxonomy places the organism in Eukaryota, Fungi, Chytridiomycota, Chytridiomycetes, Synchytriales, Synchytriaceae. Bases 1 to 1290 code for a protein of 429 amino acids.